Haliotis rubra (blacklip abalone) is the source of this 1220-nucleotide messenger RNA. RefSeq lists its product as uncharacterized. The transcript has 3 exons. Gene Ontology annotation, cellular component: membrane. The record is from RefSeq and is a predicted model, not a curated record. Bases 140 to 661 code for a protein of 173 amino acids. Lineage: Eukaryota; Metazoa; Mollusca; Gastropoda; Lepetellida; Haliotidae.
AUAGUAAACUGUGGUCGAGUCCUUCUACCAGUGGCCCACACAUACGCCCCAUAGCUAACUUAGUCAGACAGCUUCCUUGAACUAGUUAGGCGGGAUUUGCUGCCUCUCUCCUCGACACUUUUCACUUACUGCUAGCAAGAUGGCGAAUUUUAUGGCUGCCUCGAUGUAUUUGAAGAUUGCCUUGGUAUGCCUGCUGGUGGGGCUGUUGUUGUAUAUAAUCGGCUUCUCCACCGUGUCUUGGAUGGUCACCGCUUACACCAGAUGGGAAGCCCGUGGUGUAUGGAGAGUCUACUCAUGCAGAGUGGCUGCCUUCUGCACAUAUCUGCCCUACGGUGCUUGGAAUUACUUUGGACGCAGUGAUCUAGACUACGUGCGAGCUACCCAGGCCUUGGAGUGUAUUGGUUUCAUCUUUGCCGUGGUGGCGUUCAUUGUGCUGGUGCUGUACCUCCUCGUGGACAGCUGUCGGCGCAGGAACGCCCUCAUUGCCUUCCUGGUCUGCGUGUUUGCUGCAGUGUUCUUCAUCAUUGUCGGUGUUGCCGUGUUCGCCACCAAGCAUGGCGACCUUUACCGUGUCGGCUGGUCCAUGGGCUUCGCCAUCGUUGGCACCAUCUUCAUGUUCGUCUCCGGCAUCAUGGGCAUCCUGCAAUUGACUUGCCGGUAGUUUGGUCACGUGAUAGACAUUCUAACCAAUCAGGGCUCGGGGACAUGCUGUGGCGGUCACAGGACGGGACUGAUGGUUUGCUCGCUCAUGUCAUUUGCUUUGACGGUGUACUCAGAAGCAAGGAGAGGAAAGUGCUCUUAUAACAUUUUUCCGUCAGUCACUAUUUUACUAUAUUUAUACUUUUUUCUGUUUUUCUAUUGAAUUUUAUCUUUGUAGGCAACUUUUAAUAUGCGUUUUUUAUCCAAAGAUAUGAAGUGAACAUUCUAUAUUUUGCCAACUGAAAAAAAAACAUUGUGGAGGUGAACGCGGGUACAAUUUGAACCAUGUUAUUCCUCAAAGCAUAUGUGACCGUGAAGCAAAACUCACUGAUUCAUGUGUUUGAGUUUCAGGUCAUUUGUUCACUGGUCUCGCCCCAUGGUAAAAGUGACCUUUGGUAUGGAUAAAUGUUAUUCAUUCAACGACAAAUACUGAAGGCCUCGGGUUUGGGAUUGUCUAAAGGAGGGCCCAGAACACGUUAGGUCCGAGAGUAAUGCUAGAAAUGGAUUGCGGUAUAAUAAAA